Durotheca rogersii is the source of this 3601-nucleotide messenger RNA. RefSeq names its product Up-regulated during septation-domain-containing protein. Bases 715 to 3423 code for a protein of 902 amino acids. The transcript has 3 exons. The record is from RefSeq and is a predicted model, not a curated record. Lineage: Eukaryota; Fungi; Ascomycota; Sordariomycetes; Xylariales; Xylariaceae.
GCCAAUCGCUUUUUGGCAAAGAUGCAAAUCGGAGAUGGACUCAUAUGUACAUCUCCUUUUUUUUCGUUUCUAAUUCUGCCCAGCCUGACUGAACCUAACUUAUACCCGGUACAUGCCUAUACACGUACUUAUAUACUACCGCCUCUGCUACGCAGUACACGUCUACACAUACGUGUAUAUGAAUGUGCAUCGAUACAUACCUACCCUUUAUACGCUUGCCUUCGUGUUGUUUAUUUCUAUAUGUAUGUAUCUUCUGGUGGCUUGACUGCUAGAGAGGUACCUACAGGUAGGGAGCUGUGGAAGGUAGUAGGUAGGUACGUACCCACAAAGGUACGGUACGGUACGGCACAGUGCCCUUUCUCGCCAUCCACCUAAGCGCGGUGCUUUCUUCUUCCUCCUCUUGGCUCGGCCUCCCUCCUUUGCGCGAUUCCACGUACAAUACCCCUACCCCGUGUCUUGCAGCCAACUCUCCAUUCUCAAAACUUCCGUCCUUCGCUUCCAUCUUUCUUGUCUCUUCUGACAGCCUUCGAUCAACCACAGCGACGGGUACGCGCGCCCGCCGACAACCCCAGCGGCUUGCGACUCUGGCGACUCCUACUUCUCCCAGGCUCCCAACCAUUCGCCCGUCACACCAAUGCCCAGGGGCCUUCCCGUGUAACUACCGUAGUGUAUAAUGAGUUCCGCAGGGGGUGUCUCGGCUCGCAAUUGACAACGAUGAACGGCUUCGCAAACCGAGACCAGAAGGGGUUCGAUGCGAGGGGACCGCCGCCUCUGCGCCCGACGAUUACGCCGAGGGGCCCGGCGCUCGUCGAAUCGUAUAGACAGGAUGGCCUGGAUGGGUUUGAGAGGGAGCGGCCUCGGUUCAACCCGUUGAAUCCGGGUCGAGUCCAGAGCUCGGUGCUCGUCGAUCUUCAAGACCCCGUCCAAGUGCACCUACUCACCGAAACCGCGCUGCUCGAUAGCAAGGAAUACGAAAUCCUCUCCCAAGAGGAGGUAGAUGACCUCAAGAAGCAAUGGCAGGUCUUGAAUCAGCGGAUAGAGCAGACGCGGGCAAAUCUCGCCAUCCAAUCCAAGUACCGCGAUGCCGCGAUAUCCAUGUCCAAGUUAUACUCCCCCUCAAGGGCGGACGGCAAGCGAAAAAGUCUCCUCGGCCACCGGCACAGCGGGUCAAUCGACGCCGCCCGGGAGGCCGAGCACGAGCUCAGCACGAUCCAGAAGAAAUGUGAAGAUUUGGCCUCGGAGUUGUGGGCUUUGGAAAAGCGCGCCAUGGAACCCCAGAGGAGGCUUCUAGAACACACCGCCGGCAUCCUACAGCUUGCGCACAAGACGUCCAAGCCGACCGUCCCGUCUCCCAAGGGACCGCUGGUUAACGGCGUCCCUGCUAGCCCCGAGAGUAUGUAUACCACGUCGAACGGUCGUGACAGUAUGGACUUUCUAGACGAAGGCAUCAUUUUCGACGAAGCUAGCCUAUACCGGUCGUUCGAUCUGUCCAGCGGGUUCGACGGUAGAAUCCAGCCAGCCAUCGAGAUUCCUACGAAGUCGCCCAUCCGUGAGCAGAACAAGCAGCUUGCCGAGGAGAGCGAGAGGCUACGGGAGGAGAACCGGGAGCUUCGGGCGCGGACCGAAUCCCUGUUAUCGCAGAUCAACGAACUGGGAGGCUCGAGGUCGGACCAGCGGGCGCUGAUCUCAGACACGGAAGGCAAACUAGAAAGCUUCAACCGCCAAUUGCGUGAACUUAUCGUCGCCGCAGAUCCGGCAAAUAACAUGAAUUACCAGGCACCGCCGUCAGGCCAGCUCGAGCCCGGAGAUAUGAUCGGUAGCCAUUUAGACUAUCUAGAGGGUGGCUUGGCCGCCCUCGCCGAAGGUCAAAGCGAUAGUGUGGCGGUGACCGGGAAACUACAAAUUCUUAAUACCCAGAUCCAGGGCCUGCUCGCGCAAGCCAAUCCGAAUCAACCCCCGCCACCAGACGCAAGCCUGGGCGUUGACGAACAGUUCGGCUACCUGCAGAAUUCUCUUCAGAUGAUCGAGGAGGACCUACGACGAGCCGCUGACGCAGUUGGUACAAAUUCUGCCGAUCGACAGAAGACCGAACAGUCCGAGGCCGUUCUCAUGGGACUCUGGGACAUCAUCCAAUCAGGCUACGCCGACAUGCGGCAACGGAAGCACGACCGACGAAAGGCUCGUUUAGAUAAGGGGUUGGAGCCGGAUGAGGCGGAUAUGUCUGAUGGCGAGUCUUUUGACCCCGACGAAGUGUACUCAUUGCAGGCUUUCUCAACCAAGAUUCAGUGGUUAUACACACAAGCCACCAAAUUACAAGAGCAAAAGGGUGUUCUUAAACGCCAAAUUAAGCAGCAGCGUGAGCUCAACAGCAGGUCCGAUUCCGAGAAGGAUGAAGCGAUCAGGACCAAGACGGACGAACUAGAGGAGGCUAGGAUACUACUUCAGAAAGCAGAAAAGGAAACAGACAGCACCCGCGCGCAGCUUUCGCGGGCCUUACAAGAUCUUGAGGAGGUCCAGAAUAACCGUACCGAAGAAUCCGCUGCCAUAGACGAGGCACGAGAACAGCUCCGAGAACGGAAUGCGAAGGUCGCAUCGCUGGAGGCCGACACCAGAAAUACACAGGCGCGUCUAGCGACGGCUGAGGCCAACAUACAAGCCAUCACUACGCAGCUGCAAGAAGCCAGCGAAGCCAAGGACGCCGCAGACAAGGCUGUUAAAGACAAGGAGAAUGAGCUCAAGGCCAAGGAGGAAGAACUCAAGGCAAAGGAGGAGGAGCUCGGACAGAUGAUGAGCAUGGUCGCCGAGCUCAAGAUGGAAGCUACCCUUGCCAAGGCCGAGCUCGAUGGAGCGUACGGAUCGAGGAAGGAGAGGGCAGCGGAGGUUGCAGCCCUACAUAACUCUUCGGAAUCCGCCAAGAUGCAAUCCAGAGUCCAUACCCUGGAAAAGGAGUUGAAGGCCACGGCCGAGGAUUUGACCAACGUCGUCAAGCAAUCACUCGAGAGCGAGAAGAAGAUUGGGGAGCUGGAGGGCGAGCUCGACCGAGCCAGGGCGGAGCAUUCUAAAAUCAAAGAGGAGAGGGAUCACAUGGACGAGGAGCUCGAGAAGCGGCUCCGCGAAGCUACCAGUGACCUCGAGGAAAGGCAUGAGAGCGAGAUCGCAAGGCUGCGGAGAGAGAAAGAACAGAUACUAGAUGACCUCGACAAGGAACGACUGAGAUCAGCCAGCUUCCCCGUAUCGCCCGGCGGCACCAAGACGUCGUUCUUGACAGACUCUUACCGGGUAGGACUUAGGGCUGAGAGGAGGAAGUACGAGGAGCAGCUAAGGGCGGAACAAAUGCUGCGGAGGAAGAUCGAAGACGAAUUAAAGGCAUUGAAGCGAGCGCAGGGGCCCGGCAAGAGUCCGCUGAGCCCUUCAAGGAAAUAAACGGCCUCUUCUUCUUUCGCCCUGUUAUCAAUAUUGUCUCGGGAUACAUAUAUUUAUAUACAUACUUUUGGUGGGUAUUCGUGUCUAUAGCUAGUCGCACCAUGUUUUGUCUUAGGGGGGGGGGGGGGGGGGUUCAUCCCAUUCUUGUACAAUAGAGAACCGACUUGGGGUUUAGCUC